UUGUCAGUCUUGGAAUGUCGCCGCCGUCCGUCGCCGGGAGUCAGACGCUCGGUUGCUAGGCACCGCCGAGGGAAAGGCAGCAGCAGCAUCAGCAUCAGCAUCCCGGAGGCUGAGCGCAGAAAAAGCUCCGGUGUUUGGCGGCACCGUCAGGAGUACGAUGUGUGUUCUGCUCACGCUACCUUGCAGUGGUCACCGAGUCACGAGCUACUCACCUUAAAUUUGCCCAGUCGUCCGGACGUGAGACCCCCUCGCCGCUCGGAUACCAUGCUCAUCGGCCGGGUGGUCCUGGCGCUCUGCGCCCUUUGGCCCGUCGCCGUCGCCCUGCCUCUCACGCCUGGGAAUAUUGGGAAUGCGUUCGGGACGAAGGAGAGCGACGGCAGGAUUCUGCACCGGUCCAAGCGGGGAUGGAUGUGGAAUCAAUUCUUUCUGCUGGAGGAAUACACGGGGAACGACCAUCAGUAUGUCGGCAAGCUGCGCUCCAACAUGGACAAAGACGACGGAACGGUCAAGUACAUCCUAACGGGGGACGGUGCCGGCACCCUCUUCCUGAUCGACGAAAACUCCGGCGACAUUCACGCCACCAAGAGGCUGGACCGCGAGGACAAGGCCAUGUACACGCUGCACGCCAAGGUGCUGGAUCGCACCACCAACCAGGAGCUGGAGCCAGACACCGAGUUCAAUAUCAAGAUCCAUGACAUUAACGACAACGCCCCUAAAUUCGAGCGGGACGUCUACUUCGCCAACGUGCCGGAGAUGUCGGACGUCGGGACGUCGGUCGUCACGGUGACGGCCACGGAUGCCGACGACCAAACGUACGGCAACAGCGCCAAGCUGGUCUACAGCAUCCUGCAGGGACAGCCUUACUUCUCGGUGGACUCUGAGAACGGCACUAUCAAGACAGCCCUUCCCGGCAUGGAUCGGGAGGUCAGGGAGGAGUACCAGGUGGUGAUCCAGGCCAAGGACAUGGCGGGACAGAUGGGGGGCCUGUCGGGGACCACCACGGUCAGCAUCACCCUCACCGACGUCAACGACAGCCCGCCUCGCUUUGCAAACCAUUCCUUCCGUGUCACCGCCAUGGAGUCUACGGAGGUCGGUGGCGCCAUCGGCCGCAUCAAAGCCGACGACCCAGAUGUGGGUCGGAACGCUGAGAUGGAGUACACUGCGGUUGGCGGCCAUGACAUGUUCAACAUUGUGACGGACAAGACCACGCAGGAAGGAGUGAUCAUCAUCAAAGGGGCGCUGGAUUACGAAAGCAAGAGGGACUACGAGUUCAAGGUGGAGGUGAGGAACACGUACUUGGACGCCAGGUACAUCCAAGGCCUGCAGUUCAAGGACUACGCCACGGUCAAGGUGACGGUGGAGAACGUGGAUGAGCCGCCCGUUUUCACCUGCAACCCGUACAUCAUCAAGGUGCACGAGGACACGGCUGCCGGCAGCUUUGUGGGCGUGGUGUCGGCCAGGGACCCUGAUGUUGAGAACAGGCCGGUCAAAUACUCCAUUGACCGCCAUACAGACCUCGAGAGGCUGUUCAACAUCGAUUCUUCGAACGGCACUAUCACAACUCGCAAAGCUUUGGACAGAGAAAUGUCCAAAUGGCAUAACAUCUCGGUGAUGACUGCUGAAAUAAAUAACCCACGGCAGAUCGCCCGCGUACCCGUAUUCAUCGAAGUGUUGGACGUUAACGACAACGCUCCAGAGUUCGCCAUGUCCUACGACACAUUUGUCUGCGAGAACGUCAAAGCAGGACAGUUGAUCCAGACCAUAAGUGCUGUGGACACAGAUGAGCCCCUCGUAGGACACAAGUUCGUCUUCAGUAUAAGUCCUCAAAACCCAAACUUUACCAUCAAUGACAGAGAAGGUAAGACGACCCGAAUUUACCGUCAGGAAUUAUCUGCCGUACUACAAAGUCUACUUUUUCUAUCUACAGAUAACACCGCCAACAUUCUGACCCGGCGAGGAGGUUUCAGCCGGCGGGAGAUGAGUGUCUACUUCCUGCCCGUGGUGAUCUCAGACAAUGACUACCCCAUCCAGAGCAGCACGAGCACACUGCUGGUUCGCGUGUGCGCUUGCGACCGCCGCGGCAACAUGCAGUCGUGCAGCCCCGAGGUGCUACCCUUUUCUGACGGGCUGACCACUGGUGCCCUGGUGGCCAUCUUGCUGUGUGUCAUCAUUCUGCUCAUGAUCGUGGUGUUGUUUGCCGCCCUGAGGAGGCAGCGGAAGAAAGAGCCGCUGAUCAUCUCCAAAGACGACGUCCGAGACAACGUCGUCAGCUACAACGACGAGGGCGGCGGCGAGGAGGACACGCAGGCCUUCGACAUCGGGACGCUGCGCAACCCCGAGGUGAUGGACGCCAACAAGCUGCGCCGGGACAUCAUACCUGAAAUGCUCUUUUCAUUCCGGAGGACGUCGCCCAUAAAGGAUAACGCGAAUGUCCGAGACUUCAUUAACGGGAGGCUUCAAGAGAACGACUCCGACCCCACGGCGCCCCCCUAUGACUCCCUGGCUACGUACGCCUACGAGGGCAGCGGCUCGCUGGCGGAAUCUCUCAGCUCGUUGGAGUCCGCCGCCACUGAGGGCGACCAGGAGUACGAUUACCUCAGCAGCUGGGGGCCGCAGUUCAAGAAGCUGGCGGAGAUGUACAUCGGGAGAAGCCCGGACCGGGAUACCUAGAAGUUGUCCCAGACCGAGAUACCUAGAAGUUGUCCCAGACCGAGAUACCUAGAAGUUGUCCCAGACCGAGAUACCUAGAAGGUGUCUCAGACCGAGAUACCUAGAAGGUAUCCCAGACCGAGAUACCUAGAAGGUAUCCCAGACCGAGAUACCUAGAAGGUAUCCCAGACCGAGAUACCUAGAAGGUAUCCCAGACCGAGAUACCUAGAAGGUAUCCCAGACCGAGAUACCUUGAAGUUAUCCCAGACCGAGAUACCUAGAAGUUAUCCCAGACCGAGAUACUUAAAAGUUAUCCUAGACCGAGAUACCUAGAAGGUAUCCCAGACCGAGAUACCUAGAAAGUAUCCCAGACCGAGAUACCUAGAAAGUACCCCAGACCGAGAUACCUAGAAAGUAUCCCAGACCGAGAUACCUAGAAGGUAUCCCAGACCGAGAUACCUAGAAAGUAUCCUAGACCGAGAUACCUAGAAGGUAUCCCAGACCGAGAUACCUAGAAGGUAUCCCAGACCGAGAUACCUAGAAGGUAUCCCAGACCGAGAUACCUAGAAGUUAUCCUAGACCGAGAUACCUAGAAAGUAUGCCAGACCGAGAUACCUAGAAGGUAUCCCGGUCUGUUUGGUAGCGAGCUAGCCAGACCCCUAUUUGUCCAACUAGCCUGCGAGCUAGCAACUACCUAUGUAUCAAACUAUCUAUCCGUUCAUGUCUGGUUCGCUAGCUAGCGCGCUAGUUUUCUGUUUGACUCCGAAGGUCGCCACCAUCCGCCGGAGACGAGGGCAUACUUGGCAACCCUCCCGAUUUUCCCGGGACACUCCCGAAUUUCAGUGCCCCUCCCGAAAAUCUCCCGGGACAACUAUUCUCCCGAUUUCCACCCAGACAACAAUACUGGGGGCAUGCCUUGAAGGCACUGCCUUUAGCGUCCUCCACAACCUGUCGUCAAGUCCGCUUUUCCUCCGUACAAACAACGUGUCCGCCCAGUCACAUAAUAUACGCGGCUUUUACACACACACAAGUGAAUGCAAGGCAUAAUUGAUCAACAGCCAUACAGUUCACACUGAGGGUAGCCGUAUAAACAAGUUUAACACUGUUACAAAUAUGCGCCACACUGUGAACCCACACCAAACAAGAAUGACAAACACAUUUCGGGAGAACAUCCGCACCGUAACACAACAUAAACACAACAGAACAAAUACCCAGAAGCCCUUGCAGCACUAACUACCCCAACCCUGCCCACCUCAACCCCCCCACCACCAAAUCUCCCGAAUUCGGAGGUCUCAAGGUUGGCAAGUAUGAACGGGGGAGGAACUUUUACUGUUUUUUGGUCAUAAGUAAAGAUGCCUUUUAGGACUUUUUUUUGUGAACAAUGGCGUGAAAAUGUGUUUUGUAUUUGAGCAGCGAGAUAGCAGUAUUGUAUACUAUCAAUGUUUCAUGGCAUUGGAUUGUGUUUUUUUGGGGGAGCGGCGUUCCCCACCCGUUCUAUUGAAUACUGUACAAAAAGUGUUUUUCAACAUUCUAUAUACUAUUUGCUAUUAUUUGUCUGACAAGCAAGUGUCCAUGUGAAUGGUCGGUGCGGUUCCUUUUUGUCACACUGGUGUCAUUUCAUCACGUAGGUGUAAACAUGUAACCAGAAAACGUGUACGUUGUAGGCAAACACUGGAUUCAUGCUGCUUGAAUGCCG
Molecule: messenger RNA, 4345 nt
Organism: Entelurus aequoreus (snake pipefish)
Lineage: Eukaryota; Metazoa; Chordata; Actinopteri; Syngnathiformes; Syngnathidae
Gene: cdh10a
Product: cadherin 10, type 2a (T2-cadherin)
Exons: 11
Coding region: 265-2670 (801 amino acids)
Biological process (GO): adherens junction organization; homophilic cell-cell adhesion; calcium-dependent cell-cell adhesion
Cellular component (GO): catenin complex; plasma membrane; adherens junction
Molecular function (GO): calcium ion binding; cadherin binding
Source: RefSeq, a predicted model, not a curated record